CAUGUGUUUUUUUGGAAUGAGAUAAUUAUCUCAGGCAAGCAUGGAGGAUUAAUGUGGGAUAGAGUCCUGUCUGAAGAAGAAAUCAGGGGAACAUCAAAUGUUGGCAUUCCUACAAAAAUAACUAAGGAGUUGUUUGCACACAAGCCUACAGAAAUUGAGGUUAUACUUCCAGAUGGAACCUGGACAAAAUGGGGGAUUACUUGGCAUGAUAUGUUCCCAACAAAAGGAACAUUUGAUCAAGGGUGGCAGGAAUUUCAUAAUCAAGAAUUUGAUAACACAUGCUUAGUGGGAGGAGAACAUCACUUCAUCAUGUGGAAGAGGAAUGAAGAAAACACUUAUUGUGUCCAAGUUGACCACUGGCUUUCGAAGAGAGAACAUGAUCAGCAGCAGAACUAACUUUUCAUCUGAGAGAACCAGUGGGUGGACAACUAUAAGGUUCAAGUGGCAAAAGAUUACUGGGUUCAACUUAGAAAUCCGCAAAUCAAGUUUGCUCUUAUUAUUUUGU
Lotus japonicus is the source of this 505-nucleotide messenger RNA. RefSeq lists its product as uncharacterized. The record is from RefSeq and is a predicted model, not a curated record. The transcript has 3 exons. Lineage: Eukaryota; Viridiplantae; Streptophyta; Magnoliopsida; Fabales; Fabaceae. Bases 52 to 396 code for a protein of 114 amino acids.